Messenger RNA from Harmonia axyridis, 770 nucleotides. RefSeq lists its product as uncharacterized. The record is from RefSeq and is a predicted model, not a curated record. Lineage: Eukaryota; Metazoa; Arthropoda; Insecta; Coleoptera; Coccinellidae. The coding region runs from base 150 to 707 and encodes 185 amino acids. The transcript has 4 exons.
GCUUCAGUCGGUAGAAAACAGUUUUUUCAAAUUAACACUGAUAACCGCGACACUUAAGCGCUGUCUUCAUUAUUUAUUAUUAUCGUCAAAUUCUUCAUAUAAUCUAUCAAUCUAUUGUGAAUAUAACAAUUAACUGAAGUUUCUAUAAGAUGGAGAACGAAGAACCAAUUCAAGAAAAAAAACCUGAUAAUUUUUCAUACGUCAUAAAUCACCCUCCGAAGUAUGCAUUACCUCCUUAUCAGCAUCCCAAAUUUGCAACUCUGAGUUUGAUAGAGCAAGUGCAAGUAAUGUGCUCAUAUCAUGAUUUAAUAGCUAACAAUAUAACAAGAGAAACAAAAUACCGAUAUCGUGAUUUCAAAUAUCCUGAACCAAUUAAAUGCCAACCAGACACUCUUCAAGUUUCAAUUGAAUCAUUUAAAUGCCAACCAGAACCUAUUGAAGAUUCAAUUAAAGUCCAAGAAUACCCUAUUCAAGAUUUUGCAGAACCAAAAGAAGUCUUCAAAAGAGCUACUCGAAAGAAUUUAAGAAAGGUUCAUUUAGGAAUACGUUCAGAUGAGGUGGACAAUUCUAAAAGAUCCAAUGAAGAAGAAAAAGUCAAAGAAAAAGAAGUAGAAAACAACGAGAAAUCAAGUACAGAAACUGUAUCCACCAACGGAAGCCAUCAUGAGAAAGCUACUGAUGGUUAUGAAAAACCAUCACCACAAUAAAAUAUGAUGCAAUGUAAAAGUGUAUGUUUAAUAGAUGUUCCAAGGAGGGAUGUGGUCAACGAU